AUGUCUAAAUUCGUCGAGUUUUCGUUACGGCAUUCUCUUAAACAUCAAAUAUAUCAAAUACAUCAAAUUCUCAUAUCUCGAUAUUUAUCAUUUCGAAUAUCCAUAAAUUAUCUUCAUAAUUCAUCACCUUCUUAUCUAUUUCCUAGACGUGAUUAUAAUCAAUUUCCUUCAUUAAGGCGAGAUAACAAUUAUCGUUCAUCAGAUUUACCAAAUAAGUCAUCGUCAACGUCAUCAAAUAGGUCACCUUCAUAUUCAAGAGAGGAGAAUAAUGUUCAACAACAUAAAUAUUCUAGAGAAGAAAUAGAACGCAUUAUUCGUCCUCGUGAGGGUGAAGCAGAAAGAAAUUAUUUUAGUAAAACAAAGUUGAAAUCAAAAGAAGCUAUAAGAUCACCUAUUCGAAAACCUUUCGCUUCAGAUAGUUAUAGGCAAGCAUCAUUUCAUGAUAGAGAUCGAGGUGAAAGAUUUGAAUCAAGAGAUAAUAUUGAUAGGAUGGCAUUACGCGAAAAAUAUAGUAAUAAUAUGAAUAGUAUGAUGAGAAGUAGUAAAUUGAUUGAUAGAGGUUAUAGAGAUUCAAGAAUGAAUUCAUCUCGUUUCAGAACUGAAUAUAAACGUGACGAUCAAUACAAAAGUACAAUUAAUAAAUGCAAGACACCUGAUAAAAUUCCAAAGGCAUCACCAUUCCCAGUAGAUAGAAUUGACAGAAUGAAUAGAAUUGCACAAAUUUUUUCAGGUGGUGAUAAAAAACCUAAAAAACAACCAAUAUUUGUUAAUCCAGAUUAUUUUAAUAAUAAUGCUAGUAUUAUAGUAGAGAGUGAUGCCCCUAAAUUAAGUC
This is a messenger RNA of Dentiscutata erythropus, 832 nucleotides long. The record is from the annotation of a GenBank genome assembly. NCBI's taxonomy places the organism in Eukaryota, Fungi, Glomeromycota, Glomeromycetes, Diversisporales, Gigasporaceae.